Messenger RNA from Komagataella phaffii GS115, 1053 nucleotides. RefSeq names its product Subunit of a Golgi mannosyltransferase complex. The coding region runs from base 1 to 1053 and encodes 350 amino acids. Lineage: Eukaryota; Fungi; Ascomycota; Pichiomycetes; Pichiales; Pichiaceae. The record is from RefSeq and is a predicted model, not a curated record. The transcript has a single exon. Gene Ontology annotation, cellular component: Golgi membrane. Gene Ontology annotation, biological process: protein N-linked glycosylation. Gene Ontology annotation, molecular function: glycosyltransferase activity.
AUGUCUAGGCAAAGGUUCCAGCUUCCUUUGAGUAAAGAGGAGGGGUUGUACUCUGAUCUGGAUCCAAGUUUUGAAUUCAAGCCCUAUAACGGUGAGAAUUCCUACAACAACACCAUCAGAUGGCUAUCAAGUAAAAUACACAAAUACAAGAAGCUGCUUAUACUACUAGUAUUCUUACUUUUAGUAUCUACUUUUACUUCGGCCCCUUUAGUUCCCCAUUUCCAUUCAAACAAGGAUCCGAGAGUCGUAAUCAUCUUGGCUGCUAAUGAAGGGGGUGGUGUCCAAAAAUGGAAAGGUCCUCAGGAAUGGUCAGUUGAAAGAAGUUCCAUCGCCAACAAAAAAAAAUAUGCUUCUAAACAUGGUUAUGGCCUAGCAAUUAAAGACCUGACCUUAAAAAGACGGUAUAGUCACGAGUGGAGAGAAGGUUGGCAAAAGGUAGAUAUUCUCAAACAAACCAUGAGACAGUACCCAAAUACGGAAUGGUUUUGGUGGUUGGAUUUACAUACUCUGAUAAUGGAUAUGGACGUUGAUUUAGAGGAAUAUUUGCUUAACUCUGUGGGAAGCAAAAGUUAUCGAACCGUCACAAGCUUCAACCCCAUUGGUAUCGAAAAUCAUGUUCCAUACACAGACACCAGUCAACCGGUUGAUUUGAUAGUUGCCCAAGAUUGUGGAGGUUUCAAUCUUGGAUCAUUUUUUGUUCGUCAAUCUGAGUGGACAGAGGCUUUACUGGAUGCUUGGUGGGACCCCGCUCUUUAUGAACAAAUGCAUAUGGCUUGGGAACACAAAGAGCAGGAUGCUCUAGAAACUCUUUAUGAUCAUCAAGGCUGGAUUCGGUCUAGAACAGGUUUUAUUCCCUUAAGAUCCAUCAAUGCUUUUCCACCAGGAGCUUGUUCAGACCAAGCAGACAAUCCAAAAUUUUUUUACUGUGAAAGCGACAGGGACUUUGUGGUGAAUAUGGCUGGCUGUGAGUAUGGAAGAGAUUGCUGGAACGAGAUGGAGUAUUACAAAAAGUUAGCCAAACGGCAUGAGGAGAGAUGGUGGAAGUUUUGGUAA